AAUAAUGUGCUCAUGUUAAAAGUAAACUAAUAUUUAUUUUUAUUUAAAAAAUUAACUGAUAUUUAUCUUGAACAUUUUUACAUUUAGUAACAAUGGUGAAAGUAAAAAACAAAAAGGGAGUAUCAGCUGAGCGUGUUCAUGUUAAAAAAGAACCGAAAAAGACGAAUCCCUUCGAGGUUCAUGUAAAUAGGGAAAAGCUACAAGUUAUAGGCAAGAAGCAAAAGAAUGAUAGAGGUCUUCCAGGUGUCUCCAGAGCUAAAGCCAUCCAUAAACGAAAAACUACCUUACUGGAAGAAUACAAGGUUCAAAAUAAAAACAAUAAAUUUCUCGACAGACGAAUUGGCGAGAAAGCUCACAUGGACAGUGAAGAAAAAGCUUUGGCGAGGUUUACGGCACUGAAAGUCAAAGCCCAUAAUAGAAAGAGUAUUUUUAAUCUUGCCGACGAUGAAAUUUUAACUCAUAAAGGACAGACACUUAACGAAAUUGAAAAAUUUGACGAUCCUAGAUCAGAUGAUGAAGACUUGUCCGAUAGCGAAAAAAAGACUGGAAAUUUGGAGUCAAAUUUUGUAAAAGAAGCUCAUUUUGGCGGAGGGCUAUUUACAAACACAGGAAAAGAAGGAGCUAUGACCCACAAAGAUUUAAUAAACCAACUUAUUGUCGAGUCCAAGAAAAGAAAAGCAGAAAAACAGAAGCUGAAAGAAGCCACUCUCGAACUAACAGAAAAACUAGACACAGAAUGGAAAGAUCUCAUUCCAUUAGUUAGUCAAAAUUCUCGAAAUAAGGAAGAAGUUAAAAAACCACCAAUUGAUGACUAUGACAAAGUAAUGAGGGAGUUAAUGUUUGAGAAAAGGGGGACAGUUUCAGACAGAUUAAAAACUGAAGAUGAAAUAGCCAAAGAAGAGAAAGAAAAUUUAGAACAGUUGGAGCAAGAGAGGCUAAGAAGGAUGAAUAAUAAUGAGGACGAAAAGCCCAAGCAGUAUCAUAGAAGUGCAGAUGAUUUGGAUGAUGGAUUUGUUUUUGAUGAUGUAGAUGAUCAAGAAGACAAUACUUUGAGCUAUAAUACUGAAGGUCAAUCAAAUGUUCAAAUUGAAGCAAAUGUAAAUGGAACUAUACUAAAAGCCACUAAAAACCAGGAAGAAGGCAAUUCAGAAGUUGAAGAAGACCAAGAUGAAGAGGAUGAGGGUUCAAAUGAAGAAUUGGAAACUGAUUCAGAAGAUAAUCUCUCAGAUUUGAAGGAAGAUGAUAGUGAAAGUGAAGCUGAAGAAGAUAAAAUAGAUAAUAAUGUACAGAAUGAAGAUAAUGAUCAAGAAGAGGAUGAUGUAGAAGAGAAUGUUGAUGAAAAUGUGAGGGAUAGUGCAAUAAGUCAAAAAUGUUUUGAAGAGGACAGUGUAAAAUUAUCAGGUACUGCAGUAAAUGAUGUGAAGAAUACUGUAAAUUUAGAAAGAUCUAACAAAAAAGCUAAUAAAUCUUUAGAUGAAGACACACCCAACAUUCCUUUCACAUUUAAACUACCAAACGCUUAUGAAAGUUUACUUGAAACUUUAGAACAAUAUGUUGGUCAUGAAGAAAUCAUCAUACAGCGAAUGGUGAAAUGUAACCAUCCUAGUAUGUCAGAUAAAAACAAAGAAAGUUUAGGCCUUUUAUUUGCUUACAUCCUUCAAUACAUUAACGACUUAUUUUCAGAAAACAAGGACUCCAAAACUAUGAAAAACAAUUUUAAUAUCUUUAAACGUCUCGUUCCUGAAAUAUAUGAUCUUGUUAAACUGAUUCCAGAAAGUUCUCAUACGUCUGUUCUAGAAGUGAUCAAAGAAAAGUUUGAGGAAUUCAAGAAGAGGCCCAAAGUGUUUCCUGGUAUAGAAGUUUUAGUUUUUCUCAAGCUAGUCAGUGUAUUAUUUCCUACUUCUGAUUUUAGACAUCAAAUAGUUACUCCUUGUUAUAUAUUUAUGGAACAGAUGUUGACAAAAUGCAGAGUCAAGCAAAGAAAGGACAUUGCGUAUGGUUUAUUUCUUUCAUCCUUAGUAUUAGAGUACUCUGCCUUAUCAAAGAGGUACCUCCCAGCUGUGAUCAACUUCCUUUCUGGUCUUUUGCACAUGGCAGUGCCAAAAGCAGGUGUAAGGUUGCUGAAAAUUCCACCACCUUUCAAAUCAACUGCUACACAUUUAGUCUUGAUAGAAAAUUUCAGUUUAGAACAGUUGCCAUGUAUGAAACUAGAUGCAACAGACUUUUGUGAACAAGAGAUAACAGCAGAAUAUCAAGUCAGAGCUCUAUAUAACAUUGGAAAGCUUUUAGAACAAUUCUUGGAUCAUUAUAAGCUACUUUCCAGUCAUGUGGAGAUAUUUGAAAAGGUUUUGCAGUAUCUGGAGUUGAUACCUUUUUCCAGCUAUCCUACAAUUGUACAAAAUAGUCUAAAGCAGCUGGUAGAUUCCCUGAAAAGGUCAAAGGAAGAAAGAAAUUUGGAAUAUCUGGUGAUGGAAAUUUCAAGGCCCAAAGCAUUGAGGCUGUAUGAACCCAGAAUACAACCAGUGUAUGAUGGAAAACAACAUAAAAACCAGUCAAAGGAAAAAGCCCAGUUUAAUAAAUUGAUGCACAAAGUAAAACGGGAGAAGAAAGGUGCCCUUAGAGAAAUUAGAAGGGACACUGCAUUUUUGGGAAGAGUUAAAGUCAAUAGACAAAUACAGAGUGAUAUGGAAAGGAGAGAUAAAGUUAAAAGGAUUUAUUCGGAUGCAGCACAACAACAGAGUGAGUUAAAUGAAAUAGACAGGAAAAAGAAAAGGAAACAUUGACCACAUUGUUAUUUAAUAAAAUAUUUUUUAAGUUUGC
This is a messenger RNA of Diabrotica balteata, 2820 nucleotides long. The record is from the annotation of a GenBank genome assembly. Lineage: Eukaryota; Metazoa; Arthropoda; Insecta; Coleoptera; Chrysomelidae.